Messenger RNA from Anopheles stephensi (Asian malaria mosquito), 1692 nucleotides. Its product is annotated as juvenile hormone epoxide hydrolase 1-like. Bases 269 to 1669 code for a protein of 466 amino acids. Gene Ontology annotation, molecular function: epoxide hydrolase activity. NCBI's taxonomy places the organism in Eukaryota, Metazoa, Arthropoda, Insecta, Diptera, Culicidae. The transcript has 3 exons. Gene Ontology annotation, biological process: epoxide metabolic process. The record is from RefSeq and is a predicted model, not a curated record.
UUUUACUCCAAGUUUGCAGCUGGACCGGUGAGCACGGGGUUCCGCAGUUUCGCGCUUCUUUUUUUCUGUUCGUACGAUCGCCAUCGUCGAUCGAGUCAUCAUCUAGUUAGUGAGUGCAGCAUGGUUCAAUUAACUAUCUGAACUUCACCCUUAUCUUCACACUCACCCCUUACACGAUGACGCUGCGCUAUUUUGGUGCGUAAAAAACAUUCCAUGUGGGAAGUCGUGGAGAAUACAACGGACGGAGAUCGCCAGUGCCAGUUGAGCGAUGGGUCUUGGGACACAGUUUUGCUGCCUGCUUGUUGGGUGCGUCAGUUUGACGGGAUAUCAGUAUUACAGACAGCUUACUUCGCCCUUACCGGUGCCAACGCUUCGACUCGACGAUUAUUGGGGACCCGGAAAUGGAGCAACCUAUCGGGAAGACACCACCAUACGUCCAUUCAACAUUUCCUACCCCGAAGCGGUGAUCCAAAAGCUUGCCCACAAGCUAACCGAUGUGCCCCAGCUAGCUCCACCGCUCGAGAAUGCCGGUGCAUUUGAGUAUGGGUUUAACGGUGAUCGUUUGCAAGAAAUUUUAAAAUACUGGCGUGAACAGUACCUUCCGAAAUGGGCAACCGAACGUGAACCGUACCUGAAUCGCUAUCCACAUUUUAAAACACAAAUCCAAGGUCUGGACAUUCAUUACAUCCAUGUUCGGCCGACUACUGGCGAAGCUGGUAGUGGGAAGCCAGUACUUCCGUUACUCCUUCUACACGGCUGGCCUGGUUCGGUACGGGAGUUCUACGACAUCAUUCCCCUGCUUACUGAACCGUCCGAGGAUAAGGAAUUUACAUUCGAAGUGAUCGUACCGAGCUUGCCCGGUUUUGGAUGGUCACAGGGCAGCGCAAGGGAAGGAAUGGGUGGUCAAAAGAUGGCGAUCGUUGUGAAGAACCUGAUGGAACGCAUCGGUCACAAACGGUUCUUCGUUCAUGGAGGUGAUUGGGGUGCACUCAUUACAGACAUGCUGGGGACGUACUUCCCAGAGAGCGUGUUCGGGCUACAUCAGUCUGGUUGUGGCGUAAUGGGAACGCUGGCUACUUGGAAAACCAUGAUCGCUAGCAUGGCACCAAGGAUGUUCUUGGAGGAACGUUACAUCCCAUACUAUUUUCCACUAAAACCCUACUUUAGCGAAAUACUACUAGAGUCUGGCUACAUGCACAUACAAGCCACCAAACCGGACACCAUCGGGGCAGCUCUGGUGGGUAAUCCGAUCGGAUUGGCGGCCUAUAUUCUGGAGAAGUUUUCCACCCAAACCAAUCGUGCCUUCCGUACCCUACCGGAUGGUGGUCUGCAGAGAGCCUUCAGUCUCGACGCUUUGCUGGACAAUGUUAUGAUCUACUAUCUGACCGAUAGCAUCACAACCUCGCAGAGACUGUACGCGGAAGCAUUCAGCAAGCGGGAACUAUUUGCCGGCGAGCUUGAGCAAAUUCCCAACACGGUACCGACGGCAUGUGCCAAGUUCAAGCAUGAUGUUCUACAUACGAUCGACUGGGCGCUGGAGGGUCACUAUAAGAAUCUCGUACAGAGCAAUCACUUCGACGAAGGUGGUCACUUUUCGGUGAUGCAGCUACCAGAUGUGGUGUAUCGUGAUAUAGUGCAGUUUGUUGGGAAGGUGCUUCAGCCGAAAUAAAUCUGACCAGAAAAAUCAACAAA